UGGACCAACCAAAGGUGAGAAAUAUGACAACAGAAGUGGAUGAUGAUGAAGAAAUACCAGAUAACUGGGUUCUAAAGCUGAACACAGAGAAUGUACACCUCUUCGAGAAUCACUCAAGUGGUAUGGCACUAACUACUGUAUUGUUGAAUAGAGAGAAUGACAAAAACAAGUGGAAUACUCAUAUCUGAAUGAAGUAACAGUUUAAAUGUUGUGUAUAAACUGAGUUGUGCUUGCUGCCCACAUGUUAAUCCAGUGACAAUUGGUUAUUACUUGUGCCUCUUGUUUGUGUUUGUAAAUCUUUGUAUAUGAGGAACUACCUCCUAUUAAAAACACGGGGGGACGAUCAUAGAUAGACGCAGCACCUUCCAGCCACAACUAGUCACUGUGGUACUGUGUAGGCCCUCAUCCUGUCUCCCUCCUCUCGCUGACUAUAAAAUAUUCAUAUUCUGUCACAUCUCACAGUUAGCCAAGUAGAUUACAAGCCUUAGAAUAUUCAAAAGAUCAUGUAAGACAAUGCAACCUUGUUGGGAGACAGAAGUAGCUGUCAGUUGAAGUUCAUGUGGGGAGGAUGUAGUUUCAAUGCUAAUGUGCCUCCAAUAUGGAAAACUAAACAUCCUCAGGCUGUGCUUUGCUGCUCAAUGCUCUCAGGUUAAAAACAGAAAGAGCUGCUUUAAACAUAUCUCACCUGCCAUCAUAAGCAAUUUAGACAGAUAUAAUUAUGUCAUUUCCUGCAGAGUACAUGAACUGUGUAAAUGUGAUUACAGUACACAUUAUAUCAUAAGUUAACUAUUAAACCACUGUACGGUUCUCUUUUACAUACUGUACAUUUUCAGUAUUACAAUUACUCACCCAAUAUACAAGUAGGCUAUUCUUGUACAAAAACUGUUUUUAUAAACUUUUGAAAUAAUUUACUUAAUAUAUUGUUGUGAGUAUGAGUCAACAGCACCUGUCAGAGUCUUUCAGAAAGACACCUACAGCAUAUUUGUCAUUCUGUUAGAUACGCCAUCCGUUUGAAGAGUAAUCAAGCAGGUGUGUUGAAAAUGAUUACCCUCAUCCACACAAGAGUUCUAAGAUGAGUGGGGAACUUUUGAGUUUACUGCGGAACUCGUACUCUGUUAAAAACAAGCCGCCUCCACGGGAUAGAUGUGCCCAUCAUUCGUCUAAUGUUGAGAGUAUGAUUGAAGGAAAGGAGGCAAACUAACCGAUUUCAACAGGUCAUUUUUUUUAAUGCCAUCUAUUCUUGUGUUUCAGGUUAAAAUGGUUAUUGACUAGCUGUAUGAAAACAAGAAGAUUGCUUGCGCCACUCACAACAUUUAUACAUACAGGUAGAUCAUAUGCAGUACAUAACAGGUUGUAAUAUUCACAGUUGCUGUAAAUCAAUCUAAUCACACGGUUGAUCACUUGUUCCUCUGUAGCUCAGCUGGUAGAGCACGGCGCUUGUAACGCCAAGGUAGUGGGUUCGAUCCCCGGGACCACCCAUACACAAAAAUUUAUGCACGCAUGACUGUAAGUCGCUUUGGAUAAAAGCGUCUGCUAAAUGGCAUAUUAUUAUAUUAUAUUGUUAUUUGAUGAUAAUAUAAUCUCUCGUGGACAGAUUCUGCGUGUAAAAGAGGAAGUGACAAACUUUCGCAAUCAUUUUACUUCAGGGUAACUGAGAUUAAGGCUAAUAUAAAAAGAAAGACAGGCAUGUAAUUUCUAUCAACAGAGUUCAUUACAGCUCUUAGAGGUAAAGUACAAACAGGGCUGAAAAUAACAGCCUUUCAUAGAAGAAAAUUAGGGGUAUGACAGGUGUGUGUGUGUCCUUGUGUGCUUGCGUGCAUGCUAGCAGAUGUUUGUGUGCGUGCGUGCGUGCGUUUGUGUGCGCGUGUGCUUGCUGUAAGUAGGCAGAACGGGGCUCUGCUAGGUUUAAUUAAUUAGAUCAAGAGCCUUUAUGAGAUGCUUGAUAUGCUCUAUAGGUAGCCAUUAACCUGGCAGGAUAUGGUGACAUUUAGAGCAUUAAAAAAUCUUUCCUUCGAGGAGACAUGCAGUUUACAGUACUGACAUUCUCAAACUAAAAGUCAACCACCUACAACCAGUCUCCCUUUAUUGUCUCUAUUGUAGGAUAUACUGUGAGGACAAGCAGAGUUUCCUGCAAGACCGUGAGGAUGAUGGAGAGACGGCAGCGGGAGGACAAUCGCUUCACUUACUACAUGUGCUUUACUCUGUGUCCACUUUGCUUCAUUCCCUUUGGUGCUCUAUUCAGUAUUCACACGGUUGCCUCAUGCUAUCCCGCACGCUCAGGGACCCAUUUUAAGUUUUCAUCCUAACCCUCUGUGGUCUUGAGGUUCACUGACCCUCAAUUAUUUAUAUUAUAUAUAUAUAUAUAUAUAUAUAUAUAUAUAUAUAUAUAUAUAUAUUUAUACUUGAAUAUUAUGUCAAGUCCAAGGUAAUAUACAUUAUCUCCUAUUUAAUAUUUCACUUGGAUACUGCAUUCUUAAUGUGUCCUUGUUAUCUCCAAGCAUGCUUAUUCCCAGGGUGCAGUGAUGAUGAGAUGCCCUUUAAACUGACUGGGAUAUAGAAGGGGGCUCCUGUCUGUUCCUUAGCAACCCUUCCACCAGAAACAAAUUAAAACCUGCAAGGUGACUUUAUGUAAACUUUCACUCCAAAACAAUGACUUGAGGCGAGGAACAAAGAAGUUUAGUUUUGCAGCAAAGGAGCAUAAAAACAUAAAUGAACAUAAAAUCCACAUGGAUCACAAUGACACACAGUUCUAGUGAAUACACUGAGCUAGUACAUCAAGUCAAGGCAGCUGUUAAUACUAAUAUAUACAGUAGGCCUACUAGUGAUCAACAUUAGCAGCAGCACAAAUAUAUAGCAAGCCAAAUCUGCCUAAUAAGUAAUGUGCUCUGUGUAUUCUUAGAUCAUCUGGUCAACAACAUAUCAACAAGUGCUGACAAAAACAAAAAAACAUAAUCAACAUCAGCUUCAUCAUCAUCAACAACAUAUUACCAUUGUCAUCCUCAAAAUCAUCAUUAUCCCUAGCCUACAUCCUUCUAUUCUCCAUAUUCAACUGGGCAUUGGCCAAUGACAGUCAAAAGCGUACAUUCUCUCCACAAACUAUGACCAAACAAACAUUGAUAGGCAAACAGGUAAAAUCAAAUCCAGCAAAAGAGUGUGAAAUGGUUUGAAGAAUCCAAAGUCCAGGAAAACCCUUGAGAGACAUUCGUCCUAUACAAACCAGAAAUAUGCUAUUAUAAACAUGCUUCAAGCAAAAGGGCCUUCAGAAUAGACAGAGAGAACUCACACAGUGGCUUGUGUGUUGGCACCAUGGCAUACACACACACACAAACAUAUACACACUCACCUAUACACGUCUACUAACUUUAACCUGUCACUGUUUGAAGACCAAUCUGUGCUGUAAUUGGUGUCAGUGGAAACAAAAUAAGAUGCUGUAAUCCAAACUUAAUGUUGCAUUCAAGCAAGCAUUCAGUCCUGCCCCAGUCAAUACCAGUGGGUACAGACUGAGGCUCCAACAAUUAAAUAAUUUCCUAAUCGUUUUCAUUCCCUCUGUUCCAUGCAUUCGUAUUCACGCACAUCAUCAGCAGGCAUGAAUGCCAAAUGUCAGAAUUUGACAGUGGGAGUGCACCACUGUGAAAUGCCUCUUUGGAUUUCUCUGCUGGAGUCCAGAGCCUUGUUUACACAUUUCUCAGAUGAAUCUGCCUUUGAUUGUAGCCCUUUGCCAAAAACAAAAGCAAUGGACCAUGUCUGAGUGGGAGGAGACAUCUUGAGAGGAAGUUGUACUGUGCUGAAUCCCACAGGACUUUGCUUUAUCUAUGCUCUGGACAAUCUGAUUUUGGAAUAUAGGUCGCACUGAGUCUGUUCAAUGGAGGUCUACUUAGUGAGGUGUGUAUGCAAUAUUGAAUAUCAAAUGUGCUUCCCUCCUACAAGGGAUAUGAUGUGUGUGUCAAUGAGGGAUGGUCAAGAUCUGGUCAUAUGUCAUCAUCCUGAAUUUGACCCAACGAGUGAAGAGAAGUGCCUUCCGUCUAAUGCUCCCCCUCAUACCCAGGUGCUUUUGGGUAAUAUUCUGAUUAAUGUUCUACUCACGCCUCUCAACAGUGACAGGCAAUUUACUUCGAGGGCUCAUUCUUAAUCUGUUCUUUUCUAAUCUCUUUUCCUCUCAGCCCCCUUCUCCAUUUCCUCAUUUAGAAUUUAGUGUUUCUUCAACUCGGGGGUACGGAUGUGAAGUGAGGAGCGGAGAAUAAAGGGACACGUUUUUUAAUACAGUAAAUAGGCAGAUGGCAUUGGCACUGUCUCCCAUGCUGCGUGGAGGGUUCUUGAUUGACAGCGGAGGGGCUGAGGCAGAUAUUCUCCUGGAUAAAGGCUUAUUCUUUGCGAUGCAUCUUGUGUCAGCUGCAGAGCUGAAACCAGACAUCCAGGGGGUGUUCACUAGUCAUCCCCUGUCACAUGUGACCUGUCAAUCAUCUUGCUAAUCAUCACAUCGUCUUUGGUAUGACAGAUGAGGAGGUGCUUGGGUACAUGGACCAGUGACCACAAUGUUGCUUAUCUAAAUCGCCAAGCACACUGUUGUUGGACCACUUAGAGAGUUGACAUAAAUCAUCUGUCAAGGGAAGAUGAUGUCAGUUAUUAAGUCUAUCUAUAUUUCGCCAUGGGAACAAUCCUACUCCGACCACAAGUGGUUUUGCACAACGAUUCUCUCUGUAUGCUGAUAUCUUUAUCAUGGGAGAGGAAAACAUGUCUGUAUUCUUCUGUUUAUUGCUUAACAUCAGUUUUCUAAUCAUUCCCCAAACAACCAUUAUAUGUGAUUAAUAUCUGUCAUUUGAUUAUGUGAUUUUUUUCCAGUCCUCGUUGGGUCUAUGUCAAACCUAUAUUGCCCUAACAGAGCACAAGCACACACAAUCAUCAACAUCCACACAUAUACAGUGCAUUCGUAAAGUAUUCAGACCCCUUCACUUUUUUCACAUUUUGUUAUGUUACAGCCAUAUUCUAAAAUGGAUUAAAUAAAAUAUUUUCCUCAUCAAUCUACACACAAUACCCCAUAAUGACAAAGUGAAAACAGUUUUUUAGAAAUGUUUGCAAAAAAAACGUUUUUCUUCUAAAAACCUGUUUUAGCUUUGUCAUUAUGUGGUAUUGUAUGUAGAUUGAUGAAGGGAAAAAACAAUUUAAUCAAUUUUAGAAUAAGGCUCUAACUUAACAAAAUGUGGAAAAAGUCAAGGGGUCUGAAUACUUUCAGAAUGCACUGUAUAUCAUGUGCCACUGCCAUUCCCACUGUGCCAACACCACUCUGUUGUCCCACCUCAGAUCCUGGAUGUGCGGAAGGAACGUGCUGGUGGUUGUGUCUCACCGGUAUGGAGAGAUUCUGCUGGGUCCAGACUGUUUCAAACACAUCAACAACUCUGCCAGGAGGGAUACACCUCCUCUG
Coregonus sp. 'balchen' is the source of this 5419-nucleotide messenger RNA. The record is from the annotation of a GenBank genome assembly. NCBI's taxonomy places the organism in Eukaryota, Metazoa, Chordata, Actinopteri, Salmoniformes, Salmonidae.